AUGAAAAAAUUUGAAGCUAAUUCAGAGAUACCUCAAGCUAAGAAAGUGGAACAAUGGGUUUCGAGGAAAUACCUCAAAUUCGUCGGAAUAAUUCCGGCUGCCCGCUGUGAACGCCACGGAACUAGGUUUUUGCCGAUGAGUUCGAGGUCGAGGUAUCCGCCGCCGGGUAUGGGCGGCGGCGGACUGAAACACCCGCAUACCGGCCAUGGUCCUGAUUUCAACGCCGGCCACCAGUACGUGCAGAGGGGCCCGGUGCAGAACAUUCAAAACCCUCAGCCACAGCAGUGGUUAAUGAGGAACCAGAAUCAGCUCCCGCCAGCUAAUUAUUCGGUCGACGAGGUCGAGAAGACCGUACAAUCUGAAGCUGCUGUUUCGAGUUCGCAAGAUUGGAAGGUGCAAUUAAAACUACCACCUGCGGACACCCGUUACAAAACCGAGCUACUAAAGGAAAUGAAUUCGAAGACUACUUUUUUGAAGCGUGAACUGCUUAUGGGAAUAUAUGAGAAGGGUUUCGAGAGGCCAUCUCCAAUCCAAGAGGAGAGUAUUCCAAUUGCACUAACUGGAAGUGAUAUUUUGGCCCGGGCCAAAAAUGGAACCGGGAAAACAGCCGCCUUUUGUAUCCCGGCCUUGGAGAAAAUCGAUCAAGACAAGAACGUUAUUCAAGUUGUUAUUCUUGUCCCAACAAGAGAAUUGGCUCUUCAAACGUCACAAGUAUGUAAAGAACUUGGGAAGCAUUUGAAAAUCGAAGUCAUGGUUACCACAGGUGGAACUAGCCUAAAGGACGAUAUAAUGCGUCUCUACCAACCUGUUCAUUUACUUGUUGGGACACCUGGAAGAAUUCUUGAUCUUGCUCGGAAGGGUAUUUGUAUCUUAAAUGAAUGCAGCGUGCUUGUAAUGGAUGAGGCGGACAAACUUUUAUCUCCAGAGUUUCAACCUUCUAUCGAGCAGUUAAUUCGCUUCUUGCCUGCAAAUCGUCAGAUUCUCAUGUUCUCUGCUACAUUCCCCGUUACUGUAAAAGAUUUCAAAGAUCGAUACCUGCGAAAGCCCUAUGUGAUCAACCUUAUGGACGAGCUUACACUCAAGGGUAUAACCCAAUUUUAUGCUUUUGUGGAAGAAAGGCAGAAAGUUCACUGCCUCAACACUCUCUUUUCUAAGCUUCAAAUCAACCAAUCAAUUAUCUUCUGCAAUUCUGUAAACCGGGUAGAGCUUCUUGCCAAGAAAAUAACGGAGCUCGGAUAUUCUUGCUUUUACAUCCAUGCUAAAAUGCUCCAAGAUCAUCGCAAUAGAGUGUUUCACGACUUUCGCAAUGACUUAUUCACAAGAGGUAUAGAUAUCCAAGCAGUAAAUGUUGUGAUCAAUUUCGACUUUCCUAAGAAUUCAGAGACAUACUUGCACAGGGUUGGUAGAUCCGGAAGAUUUGGACAUCUCGGGUUAGCCUUGAAUCUAAUUACCUACGAAGACCGCUUCAAUUUGUACAGGAUCGAACAACAAUUAGGCACAGAGAUUAAGCAAAUUCCUCCACACAUUGAUCAAGCUAUAUACUGCCUAUUCGAAGCAAGAUUCAAGCGCAUUCAACCUCAAGACUGGCGUUUAAUCCGGAAACAAGCUGCAAAGCCUCCGAAUAACGUUAGUAAAUUCAAAACCGGCGUAGAGAAGAUUCAAGAUCUACUUUGCGACGAAGACCAAGGAUUCGUGUUCUUCGCGUUCUUGGGAUAUUUUGACGUUAACGGCGAAGAUAAUGAUAUGGAGGUCGUGGCAUCCUCUGAUUUUGAGGAGAUGCGAGUGUGUGUGAGAGAGAUGGGAAGAGCACCAUGUUGUGAUAAGAAGGGGCUGAAAAAGGGGCCAUGGGCUCCUGAGGAAGAUGAGAAGCUGCUGGACUACAUUAACAAGCAUGGUCAUGGCAGCUGGAGAUCUCUCCCCAAGCUUGCAGGUCUUCUUCGUUGUGGGAAGAGCUGUCGGUUGAGGUGGACAAACUAUCUGAGGCCAGACAUCAAACGUGGACCUUUCAGCCCUCAAGAAGAAAAGCUUGUCAUACAAUUGCACGCUAUUCUUGGCAACAGGUGGGCCGCAAUAGCCUCUCAGCUUCAGGGCAGAACAGACAAUGAGAUCAAGAACCUAUGGAACACUCACCUCAAGAAACGGUUGCUCCUAAUGGGCAUCGACCCCGACACCCACGAGCCCAUCUCGACGCCAAGUGGCGCCCCCUCGGCCCGCCACAUGGCGCAAUGGGAGAGCGCCAGGCUGGAGGCCGAGGCCCGCCUGUCCCGAGAAUCCCUCUUGCUCCCCACCUCCUCCUCAUUCGCCAACAAGUCCGAAUCUGACCUAUUCCUGCGCCUCUGGAAUUCCGAAGUCGGGGAAACUUUUCGAAACUUGAAAAGUGGAGGGAAAACUGGUGCCAUCCAAACAGACCCUAAUCCGGCUGGCAACAAAUCGUGCGACGAGUGCGUGAGCUCGAACGAACCCCAAGAUUCAGAUGACGACGAAGAAUCUACUUUGGACCUGCUUUUGGAUUUCCCGAGUGAUGACAUGAGCUUCUUGGAAAACGGCGAUGGCUGCUGCUAUAGCGGAUUGUACCCUGGCAUUUUAGACCGCAAGCCGAUCGUGUAGUUAACAGUCUUUAGUGAUUAUAUGGUGUUAAAUAUGAAAGAGGCAUUACCUGGGGUUUUAGCCUUUUAGGUGUUGGGUUGUUUCUCUUUUGUGAUCGGGUCGAAUUUCAUCCUCGUCUGGACCAUGGUUUGAAAUGGAAAGAAUGUUGAUGGCCUCUGUUUCAAUAACCUGAAGAGCUAAUGCAAAACGAGCAAAAAGAUAACAUAUAGAGAAAGUCUUGCAUUUAGGAAGCAAUCGAC
This is a messenger RNA of Striga asiatica, 2846 nucleotides long. The record is from the annotation of a GenBank genome assembly. NCBI's taxonomy places the organism in Eukaryota, Viridiplantae, Streptophyta, Magnoliopsida, Lamiales, Orobanchaceae.